Molecule: messenger RNA, 1238 nt
Organism: Anoplophora glabripennis (Asian longhorned beetle)
Lineage: Eukaryota; Metazoa; Arthropoda; Insecta; Coleoptera; Cerambycidae
Product: alcohol dehydrogenase [NADP(+)]-like
Exons: 5
Coding region: 173-1144 (323 amino acids)
Cellular component (GO): cytosol
Molecular function (GO): aldose reductase (NADPH) activity
Source: RefSeq, a predicted model, not a curated record
GAGUACACACUGAUAACUUCAGAGCAUUUUGCGCAAAAUAUUAUUGUUAUUUGCUUUGAAUUCAACGCUGUUCGGUAUCUGCCGACUCAUAUCUCGUGUUCAUUUUUAUACUUCGUUCCGCUCAUAUCUAUAUUUUAUAAAGAGUGUGUUUGUCGAUUUACGAUUGCAAGUUAUGGCAGAAAAAAUUUUUAUGGACAUGCCAGGGGGACGAAAGAUGCCUGCUGUUGGACUGGGUACCUGGACAACUGAUGAAAAGGAAGUCGAAACUGCUCUCAAUGCAGCUUUUGAGACAGGCUAUCGUCACAUCGACACCGCGUUCCUUUACAAAAACGAAGCAGCCAUUGGCCGCGUGAUAAAUGAGUGGAUUUCCUCCAAAAAAUUAAAGAGGGAAGACUUGUUUAUAACUACGAAACUUCCGAUGCAAGCAAUGCACAAAGACAGAGUAGAGAAGUUUAUAAAAACGUCAUUGGAGAGCCUGCAAUUAGAUUACGUUGAUUUGUAUUUGAUACACGGGCCUAUUGGAACUAAAUAUGUUGAAGAGGGCGCUCCAACAACAGCUAAUAUUGAAACUGUUGAAACCGACCAUAUAGCCAUUUGGAAGAAACUGGAAGAACAAGUUGACGCUGGUCGAACCAAGGCUAUAGGACUUUCUAAUUUUAAUAUCAGACAGAUCGAUAGAGUACUAAAGUCCGCUAGAAUUAAGCCAUCGUGUUUGCAGGUGGAAUUGAAUGUUUACUUGCAACAAAGAGAGCUGGUGAAAUUCUGCCAGCAGAAUGAUAUCGUUGUGGUCGCAUACGCACCUCUUGGUUCACCUGGAUUUAACGAGUUUCUAGCGAAGACUGGUAGAGAGCCAAGAAAACUGCCAGACGUGCUCAACGAUAAAACAAUCGUCAAAGCUGCUACCAAACAUAAAAAAACCAACGCCCAGAUAUUGCUGCGGUAUCUUCUGCAGAAGAAUAUCGUAGUCAUACCGAAGAGCAUUAAUCCUGCUAGAAUCAAAGAGAAUAUAAACGUAUUUGACUUUUCUUUGGACGCUGCAGACAUGAAAGCUUUAGAUGACCUCGAAGUUGGAGAAGGGGCUCGGGUGUUUGAUUUAAGAGUUCCGAAAUUUAUGGACCAUCCAGAAUUCCCUUUCCCUAAAUGAAGAUAUUUCAUAUUUCUCAUUUUCGUUGUGUUUGAUGAUGACUGUUUAUCGUUAAGAAUUAUAAAAAACAAAAAAAUAAAAUAAGUAGAAAUAA